Messenger RNA from Dalotia coriaria, 1212 nucleotides. Its product is annotated as leucine-rich repeat-containing protein 58. Lineage: Eukaryota; Metazoa; Arthropoda; Insecta; Coleoptera; Staphylinidae. The record is from RefSeq and is a predicted model, not a curated record. The transcript is spliced from 4 exons. Gene Ontology annotation, biological process: signal transduction. Gene Ontology annotation, molecular function: protein binding. The coding region runs from base 45 to 1112 and encodes 355 amino acids.
ACUCCCAGACAAGAUGCUCAGUCGUGCGGCAGUGCGCAAUCACCAUGGACACGGUGCAGUACUCCUCCACGUCGGACAGCGACGGCGAAAGCAGCGGCAGGACACUCAACUUCGCCCGUCUACAUUUGGGCCUCGACAUUGUUGAAGACAAUCUCCUGCAGCUCUGUGAAGACGAGAAGAAGUCGCACGAGCGUGUUGAGACCAUCCUGUUAAAUCACAAUGAACUGGUGCAGUUUCCAAUCAGUUUGUGCAAGUUCACGAACCUGAUAACGCUGGACGUCAGUUCAAGUGGCUUGACGCAGCUGCCGGAUCUGUUCAAAUUCUGUGCGCUCAGCACGCUCAUUGCUAAGAACAAUUGUUUAACAAAUGACAGUCUGCCAAAGAGUUUCACCGCAGGUAAUCUACGGGAACUUAAUUUGAGUGGUAACCAGCUCACGCAUUUUCCCGAACAAGUGUUUGAAUUUGUUAACUUAAAAUAUCUCUACUUGGGUGGCAAUCGCAUCGGGACUAUAUCCAGAAAUAUCUGGAAACUAUCAAACUUACACAUUUUGUCUAUGGGUGGAAACCUUCUCACUGAAGUGCCCACAGCGCUUGGCUCGCUCACCCAUCUGCAGGCGCUAGUUCUCUGCGACAAUCUGCUCGAAUCGCUGCCUGCCAACAUCGCGUAUUUACACAAUUUAAAAUCUCUACUCCUGCACAAAAAUCGACUGAGAACGUUACCGCCUGAUAUCGUCACGCUUAAAAAUCUGACUGAGUUGAGCUUGCGAGAUAAUCCGCUCGUGGUACGUUUCGUCAGCGAUCUCACGCAUAAUCCCACAUCCCUAUUGGAGUUAUCAGCGCGUAUCGUAAAGGAACAUCAAAUUCCCGUUCGAGAAUGCGACGUUCCGCGCACAUUGUUUAAUUAUCUGCAAAGUGCGCAUCACUGUGUGAAUCCCAAAUGCAAAGGUGUUUUCUUUGAUAAUCGUGUGGAACAUAUUAAAUUCGUCGAUUUUUGCGGCAAGUAUCGUAUCCCCUUGCUGCAGUAUCUCUGCUCCUCGAAGUGUGUGACGGGUACGCCGGUGGACAUGGAGGCUGGACCAAGCCAUCUAAUGCGCAAGGUUCUUCUGGGCUGAGUGACAGACUUUCGAAACAUAUUUUAUUAUAUAGUUUGAGCGCAACUGUGUGAUUUUAUCUUUAAAUAUCAAUAAAAUAAGCAAUUGUACAUAAACUAGA